AUGGUAUUGUUGAGAGAGAGCUUGUGGUUCCUUCGAUACUGUGGCAUGUGGCCACCAGUCCACGACAGCUGGUGGUCCCAUGUCUACUCUCUUUACACAAUUUACAUAAUUAUCGUUAUGUAUUGGUUCACACUAUCUGAACUGCUCAAUCUCCUGAUGACAACUGAUGACAUCGAAGAUUUUUCCGACACCUGUUUCAUGCUCCUGUCGACAGUAGCAAUUUGCGCCAAGAUCCUCAUAACUCUGGUGAAAAAAUCGGAGAUCAGGGAGGUACUUUCUGCUCUCGAGAGCUAUCCACAUAAACCGAUGAGCCCGGAAGAGCAGAACAUUCAGAACAGCUACGAUCGACAAGUCAGAUUUAUUACGCUAUUUUAUGGUGUGGCCACAGAAAUAACUGUCUGGUGCAUGACAAUCUUCACGUUCUUUCAAGGAAUUCCUUUUGGAGUUCUGCCGUACAAGGCGUGGAUACCCUACAAUUACACCGGAGCUAAGAUGUACUGGUUCACUUAUUAUCAACAAUUACUGAGUGUUCUUCUCGCUGCCAAUCUCGACAUCGGAUUUGACACCAUUAUUCCCGGAUUUAUCCUCCAGAUAUGCGCACAGUUCAAUAUUCUCAAGUGCAGAUUGCAUCGUGUUGUCAAUGAAUUUGACAACAUGAGGUCCAAGAAAUUUGGAAAUUCUCCUGAGAUUUAUGAAGCUGAAAUCAUCGAGUGCAUUAAGUUCCAUCGCGCUAUUAUUGAAAUAGCUAAACGAAUUAAUUCCAUCUUUUCGAGUAUAAUAUUUAUCCAGUACGCUGCGAGCUCCAUAAUAAUUUGCGUCAGUGUUCUUCUGAUUUCGCAGAUGCCCCUGUUCUCUCCCAAGUUCCUGGCGCUCUUCAUGUACCUCUCCUGCAUGCUCUUGCAGAUAUUCAUGUUCUGCGCCGCUGGACAUGAGGCGACUAUUCAAUGUCAGAGCAUGACGAACAGCAUCUUCGGGACUAAGUGGUACCUUUUGAGUGAUAGGGUGAAAAAAUAUCUCAUGCUGAUGAUGCUCCGAACACUGAGACCUGUCAGAUUCUACUUCGGUCUAUGGCCACCACUCCACUUGGAGUCCUCGAGCUGGAAGUAUCGAAUCUAUUCCAUCUACACGAUUUACAUAGUUAUCUUUAUAUCCUGGUUCUCAUUAUCUGAACUGGUUAAUCUCCUAAUGACAACUGAUGAUGUCGAGGAUUUCUCGGAUUCCUGCUUCAUGCUCCUGUCGAUCUUAACCGUCUGUGCCAAAAUCCUUGUAAUCCUGAUGAAGAGAUCGGAGAUACGAGAUGUUUUAUAUGCUCUUGAGAACUAUCUGCACAAACCUAUCAACUCGGAAGAGCAGAGCAUUCAGAACGAGUACGAUCGACAAAUCAGAUUACUCACACGAUUUUACGGUGGGUUUGUCGAAUUGACUGUCUGGAGCAUGACUAUCUCCACGUUCUUUCAAGGGAUACCUUUUGGGGUACUGCCCUACAAGGCUUGGAUACCCUACGAUUACUCCGGGGUCAACAUGUACUGGAUCACUUAUUAUCAACAAUUAAUCAGUGUUCUUCUUUCUGCCAAUGUAAACAUCGGCUUCGACACCCUUAUUCCUGGAUUUAUGAUCCAAAUAUGCGCCCAGUUCAAUAUUCUCAAGUGGAGACUGCAUCGGGUGACCAGUGAGUUCGGAGAUUUAUCAAAAAAUUACGAAAUUCGUAUCGUUGAGUGCAUCAAAAUAGCUAGGAGAAUAAAUUCUAUCUUCACGGUCGUAAUAUUUAUACAAUACGCGGCGAGUUUGAUUAUAAUAUGCGUUAGUGUUUUUCUUAUUUCUCAGAUGCCUCUGUUCUCAGUGCAAUUCUUGAUGCUCUUCCUGUACGUCUCCUGCAUGCUCUUACAGAUAUUCAUAUCCUGCGCUGCUGGAAACGAGGCAACGAUCCAAUGCGAGAGUUUGAUUGAGAGUAUUUUUGAAACCAAGUGGUACCUUUUGAGCAAUCGGGCAAAAAAAAAUCUCAUGUUGAUGAUGAUUCGGACUUUGAGACCUGUCAGAUUCGUCAGUGGAUAUCUCAUCGUUCUAUCCUUGGAUUCUUUCGGUAAACUCUUGAAAAUGUCAUACUCCAUGUUUACGGUACUACAGAGAUCUUCGAAAUGA
Messenger RNA from Fopius arisanus, 2139 nucleotides. The record is from RefSeq and is a predicted model, not a curated record. Lineage: Eukaryota; Metazoa; Arthropoda; Insecta; Hymenoptera; Braconidae.